This is a messenger RNA of Neomonachus schauinslandi (Hawaiian monk seal), 533 nucleotides long. It is a transcript of the gene GMPR, whose product is annotated as guanosine monophosphate reductase. Lineage: Eukaryota; Metazoa; Chordata; Mammalia; Carnivora; Phocidae. The record is from RefSeq and is a predicted model, not a curated record. The transcript has 5 exons. The coding region runs from base 60 to 533 and encodes 157 amino acids. Gene Ontology annotation, molecular function: catalytic activity.
CGCUGCAGGAAGGAGCUGCGAGCUGUAGCCGCGCCUGCCUCCGCGCGCCGAGCCGCACCAUGCCCCGCAUAGAUGCAGACCUCAAGCUGGACUUUAAGGAUGUCCUGCUCCGACCCAAGCGAAGCAGCCUCAGGAGCCGAGCCGAGGUGGAUCUUGAGCGUACCUUCACGUUUCGAAAUUCGAAGCAGACCUACUCAGGGAUUCCCAUCAUCGUGGCCAACAUGGACACCGUGGGGACAUUCGAGAUGGCGGUGGUGAUGUCCCAGCACUCCAUGUUCACGGCAAUUCAAAAGCACUACACCUUGGACGAGUGGAAGCUCUUCGCGGCUCAUCACCCAGAAUGUCUGCAGCACGUAGCCGUGAGUUCGGGCAGUGGGAAGAGCGAUCUGGAAAAGAUGAGCGACAUCUUGGAAGCGGUGCCGCAGGUCAAGUUCAUAUGCCUGGAUGUGGCCAACGGGUAUUCAGAACAUUUUGUGGAGUUCGUGAAGCUGGUGCGUGCCCGAUUUCCAGAACACACCAUUAUGCACUCGUGA